AUGAAUGGGCAGAGAAAAGAUUGGUCAGAGAAGCUAGAUGAUGUACUUUGGGCAUAUCAAACAACAUACAAGACGUCUAUUGGGACAUCUCCAUAUCGCUUGGUGUAUGGUAAGGCGUGUCAUCUUCCUGUAGAGUUGGAACAACAAGCACAUUGGGUGGUGAAGAAGCUGAACUCUGAGAUGACUGUCGUGGGGGAAAGAAAGUUAUUGCAACUGAAUGAGCUUGAUGAGUUUAGACUCCACGCCUAUGAAAAUUCCAAGAUUUACAAGGAAAAGACCAAAAGAUGGCAUGACAAGAAAAUUCAAGUGGGGCGUAUGACACCUCAUGGAGCUGUGGAGUUAUGGAAUAAAGAGAAGACAGAGAAGUUCCUUAUUAAUGGACAGAGUGUAAAGCAUUAUUGGGCGGAUCAUCCGGAUAAGCACAAGGAAUCUAUCACUUUUGCUUAUGAAUGA
Molecule: messenger RNA, 453 nt
Organism: Capsicum annuum
Lineage: Eukaryota; Viridiplantae; Streptophyta; Magnoliopsida; Solanales; Solanaceae
Exons: 2
Coding region: 1-453 (150 amino acids)
Molecular function (GO): nucleic acid binding
Source: RefSeq, a predicted model, not a curated record